This is a messenger RNA of Ixodes scapularis (black-legged tick), 1337 nucleotides long. RefSeq names its product progranulin. The record is from RefSeq and is a predicted model, not a curated record. Gene Ontology annotation, cellular component: extracellular region. Bases 93 to 1337 code for a protein of 414 amino acids. The transcript has 7 exons. Lineage: Eukaryota; Metazoa; Arthropoda; Arachnida; Ixodida; Ixodidae.
AACGAGUCGAGAGAAGAACGCGCUUGUUGUCGGUUGGACUCGAGCGGUCUUCAUCCCGUUUCACAACUGGUCGCUGGUAUCGAAUCGCCACCAUGACAUCCAGCGGUGUGAUAGUCGUUCUGGCCCUUGUGGUGGUCCUCACUCAUGGUGUCCGGCUGUCUUUCGUGCGCUGCCCCAACGGAACUGCCUGCCCGGACGGCAGCACCUGCUGCCUGCGGAGCAGCGGACUUUACGGCUGCUGCCCGUACCCGUUCGCUGUGUGCUGCAGCGACCACCAGCACUGCUGCCCGGAGGGCUACCAGUGCAACCUGUCCAACGGCAGCUGCGUCCAGAUCAGCACAUCCGUCAAGGAGAUCCAGACGCUGCUGACCGCCAUGGUCCUCUCACCGCAGACCAGCGUCAACUAUAAAGCGAUCGAGACGGUGCAGUGUCCCGACAGAAAGUACUGCCAAGACGGCCAGACCUGCUGUCUUCUCUCGGGAGGCCGGUACGGCUGUUGUCCGUACCCACACGCCGUGUGCUGCAGCGACCACGCGUCCUGCUGUCCGGAGGGCUUCAAGUGCAAGGUGUCCGCUCACACUUGUAUCGCCGGCAACUCAACGGUUCCCAUGCUGGAGAAAGUCAACACGGUCGAUGACAACCCUCCGGAAAAUUCGGUUCCUGUCGAUAAGAUCCAGUGUCCCGAUAAAAAUUACUGCCAAGACGGCCAGACCUGCUGUCUUCUCUCGGGAGGCCGGUACGGCUGUUGUCCGUACCCCCACGCCGUGUGCUGCAGCGACCACGCGUCCUGCUGUCCGGAGGGCUACCAGUGCAAGGUGUCCACUCACACUUGUACCGCCGGCAACUCAACGGUUCCCAUGCUGGAGAAAGUCAGCACGAUCGAUGACAGCCCUACAGAAAAUCCGGCUCCCGUCCAGCUCGUCCCGUGUCCUGACGGCACGAGCUGUCCCAGCGACAUGGUCUGCUGCUUGGCCUUCCCCGGAGUUUACGGUUGCUGUCUGGGAGCCGACUCGGUCUGCUGUCCGUUGCGGGGGUACUGCUGCCACCACGGAUACAAGUGUGGUCCCGACGACGGCUGCGUGACCGACAACACGACGCUGCCUGCGAUAAAGAAGAUCAUCGUGCCCGGCAUCGAACUGCGUCCACUGACGGCGCCUGAGGCGCAGUGCCCCGAAUAUAGGAUACGCCUCAAAAAAUGGCAUGCCGCUGAGAUAUUGAGACAAAAGAACGAGGUAAUUUCCACGGGAAAGAUGCAAGGGCGCAUGAUGCAAGCUUCUCAGCCUACGAUGCUCGAACAGCUUAUGCGUUAUACGACAGAAACUGCGAAGGUAUGGUGA